Messenger RNA from Phymastichus coffea, 8512 nucleotides. It is a transcript of the gene zfh2, whose product is annotated as zinc finger homeobox protein 4. Gene Ontology annotation, cellular component: nucleus. The annotation marks the transcript as partial. Gene Ontology annotation, molecular function: RNA polymerase II cis-regulatory region sequence-specific DNA binding; DNA-binding transcription factor activity, RNA polymerase II-specific; zinc ion binding. The transcript has 5 exons. The record is from RefSeq and is a predicted model, not a curated record. Gene Ontology annotation, biological process: regulation of transcription by RNA polymerase II. NCBI's taxonomy places the organism in Eukaryota, Metazoa, Arthropoda, Insecta, Hymenoptera, Eulophidae.
CAUUAAAGCACCUAUCAAGCGUUUAUUAACAGCUAUGUUACCUAAGCAGUUUUAUUUUUUGGGAUGCAUCCAAAAAUGGGAAAUUUUGUCAUAUUCAGAAUGUUUCGCAGACAAAAUACUACUCUGAUGGCUUUCUAACUUUUUGAUGGCAAAACUCGAGCUUUUUAGAGACGUUGGAAUCAUUUGAGUGUGGAAUAAUAAUAUUUACUAUCAAAAUUGCACGAGCACGAAGUAAGAGAAGAUGAGCCCGGAGGAAGAGGGUAGCCGAGGGGGCGGGUCCCCGCCGGCUGCUGGGGCUGCACUACAUCAAACUUCUUAUCCAUUGACUGCUAGUCCACCUUCUGGAACAGAACCAAGUGCACGUGAAUCAGUUUUAACACCUAUUUCUGCAGCUGAUACCACAACUUAUGUCAAUGAUUCUACGAUUACUACAAUGCAUCAACAAUCUAGCAGUGUAAACAAAAGUCCCGUAGCUGGUGGUGAUGUCGAGAAAUUCGAUGGUAGAAUUGUGUACAACCCUGAUGGUUCAGCAUAUAUAAUUGAAGGAGAAAGCGAACUUAGUGACGAUGAUUCGCUACCUGAUGGCUGUAUUGUUGAUGGAAGAGGUAUAUCAAUUCCACACUCUUUAGUUUUUCCUCAAAUUGCCAAUGCUUAUUAUGUAUCGAGAUUGUACGCUCAUCAAGUUUAUCAACAACACCAACUUCAACGAUCAUCUACAGCUUCGUCUAAUUCUGAGCUACCUGUAAUGCACAGUUAUCGAGUAAUUAGUUAUAGAAGCUCUGACGGAACAAGACAGUCACCAGCUUCUGUAUUAGCACCAACAUUGCGACCUACUUCUGUACCAGUAAAACCUAUUUUGAUGUGUUUUAUAUGUAAACUAAGUUUUGGUUAUGCUAAAAGUUUCAUAGCACAUGCUCAGGGUGAACAUCAACUUACAUUGAUAGAUGAGGAGAGACAAAUACUAUCACAUUCAACUGCUUCUGCAAUAAUACAAGUUGUAGGAAAACAUAAGCAACCUAUUGUGAGUUUUCUUGAACCAGUUUCAACUUCUACGUGCUCUCAAGAUUCGUUGGAACAUUAUUCACUACAACGUUCAAAUAACAGCAACGAAAUAAAUUGCCAAAAUAAAUUAAACAAAAGCGGUAAAGAUCCAAGUAUAAAGAGUUUAUUUAAUAAUUCACAGACUUUGCAACAGAGGCUAAUAUCUGGUACUCCAAUAACAACAUCAUUGGCAAGUCAAAAUAUAAUAAAUAACAAUCAGCAACAACACGGUCAAUGGAUUAAUACUCAAGUAAGUUCCUCGCCAUGGUCAAAAGUUACUGAAAGUUCAACAAAUAAUUUUUCCACAUCUCCUUCACCUGCAACGCACAAAACCUCACAAUCAUCUUUUACGAGUACAUCUCAGCAACCACCAAAUUUUAUUAGUGGUACUACUAUUGGCGUGUGCCCUGAACAUAUUCAUGGUAGACCAAGUGGCGUUGAUUGUCCUAAAUGUGAAUUAAUCUUAGCGAGUAGUCGAUUGACAGCAGUUGGAGGAUCUUUAACAGGAAUACAUAGUCGAAAUUCCUGCAAAACUCUAAAAUGUCCUAAAUGUAACUGGCAUUACAAAUAUCAAGAAACUUUGGAGAUACAUAUGAAAGAAAAACAUCCAGAUAGUGAGACUUCAUGUAUUUACUGUAUAGCUGGGCAACCUCAUCCCCGACUUGCAAGAGGUGAAACAUAUACUUGCGGUUAUAAACCCUACAGAUGCGAAGUUUGCAAUUACUCAACAACUACCAAAGGAAAUCUCAGUAUCCAUAUGCAAUCUGAUAAACACUUGAAUAAUAUGCAAGAAUUACAAAGUGGUAAUAACGUUUCUGUAAAUAAUCCAACAUCAUCACAAGAACCCUCAUUAACAACUCGAAGUCCUCUUAAUCAACAAAAUCAGAGCCCAUUGUUGCCCACUCAAUCGACGAAUCAAAUUAAACCAAAACCAACUUUUCGUUGUGAUGCAUGUAACUAUGAAACAAAUGUAGCAAGAAACCUACGCAUUCACAUGACAAGUGAAAAACACACACACCACAUGCUUGUUUUGCAACAAAACAUUAAACAUAUCCAAACAUUAUCUGCUCUUCAGUCACAUCAUCAGCAAGUACAACAAAAUCAAAGUCAACAUCAUCAACAGCAGUUUGAACAAUUACUUCAUUUAGGUAAUCUAGAUAAGCCGCAGCACGCUGAGGCUGCUUUAGCUGAUAUGGCUUAUAAUCAGGCUAUUUUAAUACAAAUGAUAACAGGAGGUCAAUUACCUCCACAUAUACCGUCAGACAUAAUUGGAGGAAUCGGAAAUGCGAACACUUUAAUUAAUAUAGGAUCUGAUGUUGGGCUAUCUCCGGAAACCAUGGAACCUCCACCUGAGCCAUCAGAUCCAAAUCCUUCAAAUUUAUAUCACUGUUGUAUUUGUAAUAAUUUUUCUACAGAUUCCAUUGAAGAACUUGGUUUACAUCUUGCAUCUGACAGAACUAAAAAUCGAGAAAGUGAAAUACUUACCAAUAUUGCAGGCCAUUUUACAUGUAAACUUUGUUCUUACAAGACUAAUUUAAAAGCUAAUUUCCAACUCCAUUGUAAAACCGAUAAACAUUUACAAAGACUACAGCAUGUUAACCACGUUAAAGAAGGUGGAACUCAAAAUGAAUGGAAGCUUAAAUAUCUAGGUUCUCCAACAAGUUCAGCGCAAAUACGUUGCCAUGUUUGCGAUUACUAUACAAAUAGCGUUCAUAAAUUAGCUUUACACGCUGCAUCUCCAAGACACGAAGCUGCAGCUUUAUUACUUCGUCACUUACUUGAAGCUAGCGCUAAUAUUCCAUCAGCCGUAAAAUUAUAUCAUUGUGCCCUUUGUGGCUUCAGUACAAAAAAUAGACUGCCAUUACUACAACAUGUUAGAUCAUUGAGACAUCUUCAGAUGGAACAACUACAUCAAAUACAAAGAAAAUCUGGAACACAAACGAAUGAAAUUUUUCAUACUGAUAUUGGAGAUAUUUUUCAAGUUAUUCCGGAUCCUAACGAAACUGCUACAAACGAAGAAUCAAAAUCACCAGCUAAUUUGUUAUCUAGUACAACUACAAAUAGCGAACGUCGCGAAGAUGACAACGAUUGUGGUAAUGAAAUAAAACAAGAGAUAGAACAUGAUCAAGAUUUAGAUAAUGAUCAAGAACAAGAACAGGAUCAAGAAAUAGAAACUGAAGAUACAACUUGUUCGUUAUGUUCUUUUCAAGCAUCUACAAGUAAUGAACUCAAAAACCACCUGCAAGAUAGACAUGUUCAUAAAAAUAACGAAAUUAACACGACUUUCAAAGAUGAAUUGAACUUAGAACUGUUAUGUCCUCUGUGCCAAGAUAGUUUCAAACAUCGUUCUGAUUUAGAAAAACAUGUAAUGCAAAUUCAUUCUGUAAACACUGAUGGGUUACAAAGACUUUUACACCUUGUAGAUCAAAGUCAUUGGUUAAAUAUCAAUCCUCCAAAUUCAAAUGCGUCAAUAUCUUGCCGUACAUCUCAACUUCUUAUGCCCAGUAAAUCUCAGGAAGAGGAAAACCUAGAGCAAAUAAUUGGCGAAGAAGAAGAGAUAUCAAAGUGUAAUAUUUGUCAAAGAAUAUGCAGAUCAGUAAAAGAACUUCAAUUACACCAUCGAGAAUCUCAUUCAACAGUUAUGCCAUCUCUUGCUGUUAGUGAAAAACAUGUUUAUAAAUAUAGAUGUGGUCAGUGUAGUCUCGCUUUUAAAACAUUAGAUAAACUACAACAACAUGCACAGUAUCAUGCUAUCCGAGAUGCUACCAAAUGUAGUAUAUGUUGUCGUUCUUUCCGAUCUGUGCAGUCACUUCAUCGUCAUUUGGAAACAGCUCACUUAGAACUGCAAGAAGAUGAAUUGGCACAAUACAAGCAAAAUCUAAUAAGUUCUCAUCCUUUAUUACAGGCACUGACGGAAGAAGCUCUUCGACAACAAGGAUUAUUUAGUAAUGAACAUAUUCAUGAAGAUGAAUCAAAAGCUGGUGACGAUGACGAUAACGAUCUUAGUGAUUUACCACCACUGCGUAAAGAACAUCAAUUAUUAGAAGAAUAUCUUAAUAGUCAAUCCAUAGCCGAAGAUUCCUACAAUGAUCCUGAACGAAAAUUUAAAUGUCACAGGUGUAAAGUUGCUUUUACAAGGCAAUGUUAUUUAACUGGACACAACAAAACACUGUUGCACAGAAAAGGUGAAAAAAUGCCUUAUCCCAUGGAAAAAUAUUUAGAUCCAAACAGACCAUACAAAUGUGAUGUAUGUAAAGAAAGUUUCACGCAAAAAAAUAUCUUGCUUGUGCAUUAUAACAGUGUUAGUCAUUUGCAUAAACUAAAAAGAGCUAUGCAAGAACAAGGCAAUAAUAAUACUGUCAUAACUGUUGCACCUUCCGUAAGCCCAACUGAGUCAAGUGAUAGUCAGCUGGAAUCAGAUAAAAAGCCUUAUAAGUGCAAUAUUUGCAAAGUUUCUUAUUCUCAAGGGAGUACUUUAGAUAUACACAAAAGAAGUGUUCUCCAUCAAACACGAGCUAGUAAAAUUCAUGAUCUGACCAUCACUGGACAAAUAGACUUAACAAAACCAUUGAUCGAACAACCUACGUCAAAUCCUAAUAGUCCAUCUUGUGGUAAUAAUCUAGAAAGUAAUACUUCCAUGUUUUCUUGUUCAAAAUGUAGUGCUCUUUUCAUUACUCAAGAGCAGCUGUCUAAUCAUCAACAAAUGUACUGCAUUUUUAGUAACCCACUAGCACUUUUUCAACAAAUCACAGCAUCUCAGAAAGAAUUAAUAUCACCAUCAAAAACUCCACCUCCAUCAGUAUCGUCAACUGGAUUAUCUGAAAAAAAUAUACGAUCACCAAGUUCUUUGAGUAUUCUGACUUCUCAAGAUAUGUUUUAUCAACCAAAACACAAAACUUCACAAAUAUACAAGCAUUUACUUGAAAGUUUCGGCUUUGAUUUAGUCAUGCAGUUUAACGAGAAUCAUCAAAGAAAGCAAAGGAAAGAAGGAGAAGAAAAUGUAACUUCAUAUCGAAUGCCAAUUCAAGAGUCUAUAAAUACAGAUUAUCAAAAUCGAAUUAUUGAAAAUCAACUUUGCCAUGAAAAAGAACAAGAUCAAUAUGAUAUUGGUGAUGAAGACAUUAUUCCAGAAAUUAAAAAAAGUACUUGUCAACAUUGCAAUAAGGACUUUAGUAGUGUAUGGGUUCUCAAAGCGCAUUGCGAAGAAGUUCAUCGUGAUUUAGUUCCGCGUGAAUUCCUUGAAAAAUAUGCACAACAGUUUAAAUGUGAAUAUGAAAAGAAGACUGUCAUUGUGACGGCUGCAACAUCAUCGUCAACAACGACUGGACCUAUCAGUAGUAUACCAACAUUAUUUCAUAUUCAGGACACCUUAUCAGAGAACAAAGAAAAAGAUGAUUCAUCAGAGAACAAAGAAAUAAACAAUAAAUCACCAGAAGCAACUUCUACCACACCAAAUACUACACCAGCAUUAAGUAAUACACCCGUAUCGAGUACAGGUUCAGUAACACCUACAGUUUUAAGCAACAUUCCUCAAAAUCCCAUUCAACAUCAACAAGCUCACUUAACAUUAGCUCAACAUAUGUCUGAAGUACAAGCUGCGUGCAUUAAUGCAUUAGCAGCAUCACAUCUACAACAGCAACUCCAUCAGUAUCCAAGUUUGAUGAUGAGUAUGAUGGGGUUACCAAUGGGCAUCAACGUACCAGCGUUAGCAGCAAUGAAUUUGCAACCUCCCUUGGUACCAAUGAUGUUACCACCCCAAAAUUUCGAUGGAAGUAAUAUUGCUUAUGUUUCUUCACCAACACAGUCUGAUUUACUUACAAAACAGCAUCUUAAUGUACAGCAUUCACAACAAGCUGCUUCGAUUAACGCUACUGUAUCGCAGAAACGAGCAAGAACUAGGAUAACUGAUGAUCAACUUAAAAUUUUAAGAGCUCAUUUUGAUAUCAAUAACUCACCUGGAGAAGAUCAAAUUAUUGAUAUGGCUGCACAGAGUGGAUUGCCACCAAAAGUUAUAAAACACUGGUUCCGCAAUACAUUAUUUAAAGAACGACAACGAAAUAAAGAUAGUCCUUAUAAUUUUAAUAAUCCACCUAGUACAACACUGAAUUUGGAGGAAUAUGAAAAAACUGGUGAAGCUAAAGUGUCACCUUUAAUUUCUGGUACAAAUACUAUCUCUGCAGAACAUAAAACUGACGAGCAAAAUAUGACUACGAGCCAACAAAAUAAUGAUAAUAUUCUUCGUAACGAAAUCAAACAAGAAUAUUGUGAUCGAACUAUUAAUCAACAAUCUAUUGAUGAUCAUCAUUCUCCAGAAAGUUCUGGAGACCAGCAUUCGGGACCACAAUCUCCUGCUGUAACUUCAGCUAUAAGUAGUAGUCAUCAAGAACCAUUAACAAAUAUUGCCACUUCCAGUCUUACUGAUGCAUCUACUAUGCUUCCUCCUAAGGUGACUUCUCAACAUUUUUUUACACCAAAUCCCCAAUUAAUGAAUACUGUAUUGCCUAACGCAUCUCAAGGAGUUCCAACAAAUACAAGAUGCUUAAGUCCUAAAACAUCUGAUUUUACAUUUAAUAAUAGUAAUGGCAGUAAUUCAGGGGGUAAUAGUUCUGGAAAAAGAGCAAAUAGAACGAGAUUUACAGAUUAUCAAAUUAAAGUUCUACAAGAAUUUUUUGAAAAUAAUGCUUAUCCAAAAGAUGACGAUUUAGAAUACUUGAGUAAACUAUUAGGAUUAAGCCCACGAGUUAUAGUUGUUUGGUUUCAAAAUGCUAGGCAAAAAGCGCGUAAAGUAUAUGAGAAUCAACCUCCUCUAGAACCAAUUUCUUCUGGAAGCCGAGAUAAUGAUGAUGGAACAGGUCGAUUUCAAAGAACACCAGGUCUUAAUUAUCAGUGCAAAAAGUGUCUUCUUGUGUUUCAACGUUAUUAUGAACUUAUUCGACACCAAAAAACUCAUUGUUUUAAAGAAGAAGACGCAAAGCGAAGUGCUCAGGCACAAGCAGCUGCUGCUCAAGUGGCAGCUGUUUUCAGUUCAGAAGAUAGCAAUAGUAGUUCAACUACUAUAAUUAAUACCCAACCAACAAAUUCUUAUAAUUCUCAAUCCAAUUCUGACCAAUUAAGUGCUAAUACAAAUUUCUUCCCUCAACAAGCAACGCAUCCUCAUCAAUUAAGUCAACAAUGUGUACAAUCAGAAUCAAAAGACCAGAAUUUUCAAUGUGAUAAAUGCAAUUUAGUCUUUGGCAGAUUUGAAUUGUGGCGCGAACAUCAAUUAGUGCAUAUCAUGAAUCCUACUCUUUUUCCUCCAAAUUAUCCACCGGAUUCUGCUUUCGGAAUUUUGCAACAACAAGCGUUACAUAACUCGAAUUCAUCAUCAGAUAUAACUCAUUCUUUGAUAAACGUAAUACAAGAAAAAAAGAGAAAAUUUGAUGACUUCGAAGAAAGUCAAAGUGCAGAUGGAAAAUCGACUUCAGAUCACAAUGAGCAGCCGAAAGAUAAAAGAUUACGCACAACGAUACUUCCAGAACAAUUAGAUUAUUUAUAUCAAAAAUAUCAAAUAGAAUCAAAUCCAUCGAGAAAAAUGUUAGAAACUAUUGCAAAAGAAGUAGGGCUCAAGAAACGCGUUGUACAAGUAUGGUUUCAAAAUACACGUGCUCGAGAAAGAAAAGGCCAAUUCCGAGCGCAUAGUCAAGUUAUAAAUAAAAGAUGUCCAUUCUGCCCUGCUCUGUUUAAAGUAAAAUCAGCUCUUGAAUCGCAUUUGCAUAGUAAACAUGCUGAUCAAAUAGCAAGAGGAGAUAUUAAUGUUGACAAUAUUCCUGAUGAAGAAUUGUCCUUAGAAUCAUCACCUUCAAAUUCGAGUACUCCUAACUUAAUAUCCCCCCUUUUCCCAUCUAUCAGUACAGAAGUUGAGGCGUCGAUCAAAAAGUAUUACGAAGAAUCAAUGAAACGUUACAUUUCAGAAUUUCAAACGCAUGCCAAUAAUGGGAAACAAGAUACAAAUAAUACUUUAUUCCCAUGUAGUAGUUAUGAAUGUCCUUUGGAUUUGAGUAAGCCAGUUGAUUUGAGCAAAUCAGUGAAGUUGACGAUAAAUAACUUAUGUGGUUUAAUCGAUGAUCAGAAUCAAAAUCAACUUACUCGAAGCGGUAGUGACUAUGGUCCUUUAACAGACUUAUCAGAAAAAAGUAUUUGCGACGAUGAUAGCUUGAGCGAAACAACUGAGUUUAUUGAUGAAGAAAAUUGUCCAAUUAGUCCAAUGUCUAAUCCUCAAAGUUCUAAACACAUAACCAAUAUUGGAAAUAUUUCUAAUUUAAAUGCUGGAGGAAAUUCAACAUCUCAGAGUAGUGGUAAACGUUAUAGAACACAAAUGUCAACAACGCAAGUAAAAGUUAUGAAAUCAUUAUUUUCGGAUUACAAAACUCCAACAAUGGCUGAAUGUGAAAUGUUAGGACGAGAAAUAGGAUUACCUAAACGAGUUGUUCAG